CUAAGAGUCGCGAGCAGGAGAGUGCGAAGGGUUUAAUUGCUGACUGCAUCCAUGACUUUACCAAUAAGUUCCUGUCCGAUUGUGUUUUGGGUGCCGUUGAUGUUUUCCAUAUUGAGCAGAGUAAUCUGGCCGAGGAGGAAGAGGCCAAACGCAGGGCCGAGGAGGAAGAGGCCAAGCGCAGGGCCGAGGAGGAAGCGGCCAGACGCAGGGUCGAGGAGGAAGAGACCAAACGCAGAGCAGAGGAGAUGAAGUUACUGAACCCGGUUGAGGAUGUUAGGGAUGAAGUGUGUGGGGUGAUGUCGAAUGAUGAUUUUGUUGCGGACAAUGGUGGUCCGCAAAGUGUUUCCACAGUAAGCAGUUUGGAGGUGAAUUCCCUUUUGACCAUAAGGGAGGAUGAUUUGUCUUCUUUGAGAAAGCGUAUUUUAUGUUUUUGUGAGUUAUUGCUUCUUGAGUGGCUUGCUGAAUCUGCAUUUGGGAGUAGCAGUGAUGGCGGUGGCCUUACUUCCACCGAUGAUUUUAUUGAUGUUAAGAGCCCCGGUGGAGGUGAGGUUGAGGGUCAUGGGAGUGAUGGAGGUGCGUGUUUGGGCGAAGUGGUCAAGGAUGUUUCCCAGUUAUCUAUAGUGGGGUCGGGGGUUACUGCUGCUGCGGAGAGCUUGCUGCGUGGUGAGGCUGUAGAAACAACGGUGGGGGUGUUUUGUCCUGUGCUGGUUGACGCAAAACCGGUGGGGGCGAAGGGUGGUAUUCAAAGCGCUGUCUCCGUUGCCGCUGUGGAUGCGGAUUCCACCCGUACACAGCCGCCCCUUGGCGACGCGGCCGGCAUGUUGUUGCAUCCCACCCUUGCGGGUGAGGCUCGGCCUUGCUCCGCGCCUGGCGCCAGGAGUGGUGGAGACAGCAAUGCCGCUAUGACGGAGGCUGCCACGAUGUACUUGGUGGAGCGGGCUGGUGCAGUUGUCGAGGAGCUGUGUGACGCUGGGGAUUUAUCAUACCCCACGCUAGAGGCAGUACUUCGGCGUGGCCUGCUUGAGGCCGUCUCCGCCCCCGUGUCUCGCCCGGGUGAAGUGACUGAAGAGUGGCGCGCUGGGCUGUGGGCGCUGGCUGAGCGCACUGCCGCCGAUUUUGUCGUCUUUGCGUCGAAACAAAAACUACGGCGCGUGGAUGAGUAUAUGUGGCACGCAGAGGCAUACCUCACGCCGGAGGAGAUCUCGGCCCGCUCCGUCGCCGCCGUCACCCCGCGGCGCUUUUUUGCGGGCCUGCAUCCGAGCGAUUUACGCUUCCUGGUGCAUCACUAUGUGGAACUCGCUCGCAAGGGCACGCUCAACGAGGACGUGUACAAGGAGGCGAGGCUGUGUGGGAAUCUUUUUGAGCGGCGUGACGACGAUGUCGCGUCAACGGUGCCGCCGCGGCACCCUAGUGGCAUCAGUGCAAUCAAAAGCAGUAGCAGUGGUCAAAAUGUUAUUGCUGUUAACCAACGCCGUGCGGGACUAACGCAGUUGGUGCUCGGGCAUGCUCUGGAUAACUUGCUGGAGGACACGGUCGCAGACACCGCGAGGUGGGUUGCGUCCCUUGUGGCAAGGUAG
Trypanosoma rangeli is the source of this 1577-nucleotide messenger RNA. Its product is annotated as kinetoplast DNA-associated protein. Lineage: Eukaryota; Euglenozoa; Kinetoplastea; Trypanosomatida; Trypanosomatidae. The transcript has a single exon. The annotation marks the transcript as partial. The record is from RefSeq and is a predicted model, not a curated record.